GGCUGUCGUCUGCACGUCAGCUGUCAAGAUGGACCGCAGUUAGCAUGUCGUGCUGUCAAACUAUGUGUGAAUGGCUGAUGUGAGGGAGUAAUUGUGGUAGAAGCCAGAGUUACCUUUUGUCAAAAUUGGAACUCCUUCCAACCUGCCAACAAAAUGCUUGGUGCUUUCUUGUGGAACCUAUUUAUUUUUGCUUCGGGUGCAAUCAGCAUUUUAAUCUCAGCAUGGUGGUGGAUAACAACUCAAGAGGAACUUCCACCGGAGCCCAAACGCCGGCCAGUGGUUAAUUCUAGCCUGCCAGAGGAUUUGGCAGAGAAACUAAGAGCAGAUUCCUACCACAAAAGGGAAACAUGCUUUGCUCUGAAUCUGAUUCUUCAGUUUUUCUUUCAGGAGAAGCGCUAUGAAUCAGGAAUUCUCAGAUGGGUCACCAACCAGUUAACCCUUGAAUUUAAUGAGCUGCUGAAACAUAAGGCCCUUUCAAAGGUUAUUCACAAUAUGCAGAUAAGAGAUCUAAAUUUGGGCACUAACUUUCCUGUGAUCAAGGCAGUCACAGCCAAGCAUGUGAAUCUCAAUCCAGACACUUCGGUUCUGGAACAAAUUGAUAUCUUAGUGGAAGUUGAAUACAAUGGAGGAAUACAGCUAGCAGUUGAUGCUUCUUCUAGACUAUCCAAAGCUGCAAUGGUUAAAAUUAAAGUUGUUCACUUAUCUGGCAAUGGGAGACUCCAGUUUUCAAGACAUCCAUUUACUCACUGGAGUUUUUCCUUUUUUGAGGAACCUCAAGUUGAAUUUGAAGUGUAUUCUAGCUUGGGUCUACACAUUCCCCGCUUCAACUCCAUCAUCACCUCCCAGCUGAAAGGAAUCCUGAAGCGUAAACACACAUUGCCUUACUUCAAGCUUCGAGGGCCACCGUUGAUCAAGAGGCCGCUGCAACCAACCAACGAAGAAGGCUGUUCCGUCCCUCCAGGAAGGUUGACUGGCGCUGUGGUCAAGUGCUCUAGGCUGCAGACUGCUUUAAUUGGUGAAGUGAUGUACUGUACUGUGAUACUGUGCGAAGUUCCUAUUGUUUGUGCUGUGGAGAAGCCAUCAGGUGUAUGGGCAAUCCUGGACCUGACCCUGAAGCGGCCCCAUGGUUCGUCAGCUGGAAUACUGUUGCACAAUGCGGAUGAAGGAGUCCAGAUGGUUGAAUCAGUCACCCAGUGUUCUCCUGCUCAUGCUGCAGGACUCAAGAAAAAUGACAUCCUACUGGCUGUCAAUGGAACUUAUCUGCACUCUGGCCAUCAGGCUGCAAAACUUUUCACCACAAACAACAUUAAUGGUGAUAGCAAUAGUAUUCUCUUGAGGGUGAAGAGACUUAUUCUACCAGAAUCGAAAAAGAUGGUAGCUGAACAAAGAGCCGUUGGUUCAGAUGGGGCUACAACAGUUGUCGGGGAGGAUACCACAGGUAGACCUCAAGUAACCUCCUGUGGCCAGCCUGUUGUCUCACCUUGCACUGCAAGCAGUAGCUAUAGUGGCGACAAGUCCUCUAGUGCCUGGGUAGAAUCCUCAAGUAGUGGUACCUCUGGUUGUGGUGGCAGUGGUGAUGGUACUGCUCGUGGUGGGGCGGGAUUGUCACGUAGUUGUGGUGUAGGUAGUAUUAGUCGUGGUGGUGGUGUUGGUAGAGCCGGAGGAGGUGGCAAUGAGACCAGUAGUGCCUCCUCGGGAACCAGUGGUGGUUAUUAUGUGAACGUUGGUAGCUGUAGUCGUGGUGUUGGUGGGAGCUAUAGGGGUGCGGACUACCCCAGUGCCUCCUCCUGUGUUGGCAGUGGUGGUGUGGGGAUGUACGUGGGGAGUAGCAGUGGUGGUACAGAAGACGAGGGUGUGCUUGGGGGUUCACGUGCUGUUAGCCCCUCUCACUUGCUUGCUGGGUUAAUGGGAUCCCUCAACGGAAGCCGGCCUGCUAAGCACCGCUCUCUGCCAGGCUCACCUGUCCUGCAACGCACCAGUAGGAACCGUGUUAACUCAACACGUGAUGGUGAAAUUAGUGGAAGUGGAAGAUCAACACCAGACUCAAGCCACAACAGUAGUCCUGAGCUAAAGAGGAAGCUCUUAGACCUGCAUACUCUCACAGUAGAUUCAAAACCUACUGUACCUGGUCAGGAUAAGUCACCUGUGGCAGCUUCAGUUAACAAGACUGUUCCUCGUCCUGUGAUUGGGGUUGGGCCAGAUAAAUCUCCAGGUCCAGGAGUUGGAGGCCAGAGUUUUGGCCUGUCUCAAUCAGGGGUUGAAAAGCCUCCAUCUAAUCAGAGCAGUAAGGCUGGAACCCCAACAUCACCGGACUCCCUGAUGGGGCUUUCCAACCUGGAAAAACGUGGUGGAAGAAGAUACAUGGGAAAGAGCAAGACUCAUCUUAAAAGUAUUCAAACACCAUUUGUGGAUGGAAAUAGAGAGCCAAUGUUUGAGAGUGACUUUGAAUUUUGGUUAGAGGAAGAAAACAAAUAUCUGAGCAUAGCCAUCUGGAGUAGAAACAUUACUUCUGUAAAGCCAGAUGAGGACUUUGGCUUCAAGGAUAACAAAGACAAAGCUAAGACAAAAGAGAAUGAAAAGGACAGAAGAAAACAAAAGGAGAGUGAGAAAGCCAAAGCCAGAGAAGAGGUUCUAGCAGGGCUCACAGAGGACACCCUGGUGGGCUAUUCCAACCUACCCCUGAUCUCCCUCAUACCCGAAACUACACUCAAUACCCAAGGCCAUGUCACAAAGAUCCUAACCUUGAACCCACCACACCCAAAAUGCCCAGAAAUGAUCUCUGACUCUCUGCUUGCUCACAAAGGCUUUGACAUGAAGCUCUGUUACGGGGAUGUCAUGCUUUCAUUAACAUACCAGCCACAAGACAGAUGUGAAACUCUUGGACGCGGAAUACUUGACAAGAAUUAUGCAAGCAGUCCGAUAUCAGAAGAUGAGAGCCUCACCGAUGGAACGCUGUCAGAGGAAGAUGAGAUAUCAGUGACACAGGAGAUUGUGGAAGACCGGAAUCAUGAUUUCAAGAGGACACACUUCCAUUCAGCUACACAUUGUGAUUUUUGCAGAAAAAAGAUUUGGUUGAAGGAUGCCUACCAAUGUGGUGAAUGUGGAAUCAUAUGCCACAAAAAGUGUAUGGUGCGAUGUGAACAAGAGACUGUGUGUGCAUCUUCUGGUCUGCGCUACCGUGAUCCCUCCAGAAAUGAACCCCACGAUGCUAGGGAUGUUAAGGAGAUGCCUGAGAUUGUGACAACAGCUGCUGUGGGUUCAGCAGAUAAUGGAAGCCCAGGGAAUACUCCACCUGUGUCUCCACAUACCCAGCGUCGCACUCUGGGCAGCCUGUUUGCUCAGGUAGCGAGUGCCGGCAAGGGUAGUUUGAAGCGUGCCGGCUCAGCCCAUAACCUGGCUCCCCCAAAUCCUUCUCACGAUGGAAUACUCUCUCGAUCACUUCCCCCUUCUCCUCCCCACUCACCCCAGCAAAGUAGGAAGGCUUCAUUAAGCGAGGGAGCCAAUCCCUUUGUGAUUGACACAGAUGAAGGGGACACAGUAGGGUCAGUGCUCGACCGCUUGCUUCUCUUCCCACAUGAUGAGCGUCUAGUUACACUGGCCAGAGAGUCAGCAAAGGAUCUGCAUUCUGUCUUGCCUGGAGCAGAGAGAAGAGAAAGAAUUAAUUUAACAUUGUUGCAGUUGCAAGAUGCUGUAGACCGUGAAGGGGAAGUACGUGUUGACCUGGCAAGACAGGAACGGGAAGCUGGGGAUGCUGGAGAUGCACUCACAAGAGCAAGUGUAGCGCUACAAAUUUCUCAGUGUGAUGCUCGAACUCAGGCUUUGGCUCUUCUCACACUCCAUUACUGUACUGCACUUCAGUACUGUACUGAUGAUGUUCAGGAAGGUGAAGGGGAAGAUCAAAUUCAGGAUGUGAAUGACGAGGAAAAGAAAGCAAAAGGAAAAGAGAAACAGGCCGAAGGGUGACACAAUAAAUACUGCAGACCAAUUUAUCUGAUUAAGAAGAAAUUAUCUCCGUAGAUGCAAGGUCACUGGAGAUAGUAACAGAAAGAAAUGUAUAUGUAGUCCGUGUUCUUACAAGGAAAUCAUCAGCAUUACAGUCUACAGAAGAAAUAUUAUUAUUCUAUUUAAAGAGAACAAGUGCAUCUUAUUCUUGUUCAGAAAUAUUUAGCAUGUGGUAACAGGAUUAUGGAUGAUAUAGGAAAGGAGCACAGAUAAUUACAAGGUAUGUACUGUGAUAUUUUUUAUGCACUACCAAGAGAAAAAAGAAAAAAUCUGUUAUCAUGAUUUCUUUGCUUUUUGUCUUCAUAUGAUGGUCAUUAUUCCAGUUUUUGGUGGAUAUAUAGAUUACUGAGUGGUUAAGGUAUAUAAACAAUCUCAUGUUAAUUUGAUUUAAAUCUAAUGGAUAAAAUAAAAUGAUGUAUUAUAUGCAAUGCAUAAUUUAUGGAGGAACUUCUGUAGCAUGUGUAUUUCAUAUUAGAUCAAUAUUGUGUAAUUAGGUUUAUUUCAAUAAUGACUCCUUCACAAACUGUCAUGGAGGUAUAAUCUCAUUAAAACCAACAAUUUGGUUCAUAAUCUAGAUGGGAAAUCAGUUCAUCAUGUGCAACAAUAAGUCACAUGUAUAUUAAUCUUCCAGUAAAAGCCCUAGACUUGUUACUAGUGUCUGUAUAACCAAGAUGAUAGUUUACCUAGUGCAAAUGUAGGUAUUUUUUUCCAUCACAUCAUCUAGGCAUAUACUCAGAAUCUAAAUCAUUAAGCAUAGGCUUGACCUUUUACUUUUGAUGUUUACCUUGAACUCUGAAAGAAUGUCGUUCAAUUGUUAUUUUGUGCUUUAAAAGGUAAUUAACUGUUGUAGAAGAGCUCAUUGUAGUAGAUACUGUAUAGAUACCAAAACAAGAAUGAUAUGAUAUGGAGAACCUUAACUGCCCAAGUUUGUGUGAUGAUCAUAUGAAUUAUGAUAAUAUUUACUCCUUUCUAUGAAAAAGACAAACCUUGGAUAAAUGAGUAUUAUAUCCAAGUAUGUAAUUACACGUAAUAUAGUUUAUAUACAGUACAUACGAACAUAUCUGCUGUAGCAGAAGCCUUUAUCAUGCUUUUAUUGUGUAAUUCUUGUGUCUCAAGUGAAGGGAUAAUGUGUCAUUUAGCAAAGCAUUGUUUGUUCCAAGGGAUCAAAAAUGCUGAAGAGGUCAUUCACCUCCACCAGGUAACAACUGAUAAUUUCUCAGGUUCUGUUAUGGUUGUUCAUAUCUGAUAUAUAUAAAUGCCAACAUUUCAAAUAGGUCUUUGAAAUGUAACAAGUUUCA
This is a messenger RNA of Penaeus chinensis, 5300 nucleotides long. RefSeq names its product PDZ domain-containing protein 8-like (gene Pdzd8). Lineage: Eukaryota; Metazoa; Arthropoda; Malacostraca; Decapoda; Penaeidae. The record is from RefSeq and is a predicted model, not a curated record. Gene Ontology annotation, biological process: mitochondrial calcium ion homeostasis. The transcript is spliced from 17 exons. Bases 154 to 3963 code for a protein of 1269 amino acids. Gene Ontology annotation, cellular component: mitochondria-associated endoplasmic reticulum membrane contact site. Gene Ontology annotation, molecular function: protein binding; lipid binding.